UUUGAAUUUGUUUUCCCCGAUCGUUGUUUAUGUCGCAAAACAAAACUGAAGUUUAAACAUGUCAUGUAUUUUCUCAACUGUUUUAAUAUUCUGCUUUUCUACUGUGAUCAAUUUUUGUGAAGCAGCAAAAUUCUCUAAAAGUCACUCAGAAAACGUUCUUCUUCGAAGACUUCUAUCUGAUGUGAGAAAAUCAAUCAAUAAAACUCAUAAUGAUACUAAAGGAGGAAAAGAAAUUUUCAAGGAAGGUGAAUCUGUGGCUGGCACUGAAGCAAUUGUCUUAAUCAUUGUUGUAAUUGUAGUGCUGUCUGUUAUCGGCAUGGUCAUUUAUUUCAUACGCAAGUUUGAUCAACUUAAUAGAUCGCUUCCUACCUACAGAUAUUCAUCUCUUAAAACUGAAAUUAAUGGUGUUUAUGGCCCUGAUGACAAAACUGAAUCUCAAGUUUUGGUGAGUGUUUCUACAGAAGAGGAAGAAGAUUAUGAUGACGAUGAAGAAGAGGAUUAUGUUGCACCUCCAACACUUUUAGUUCGAUCCCAAACUGUCAUGCCGAACAAAUCAAUGAAUGGCUCUCUUCCAGUAUGUGUGGAUAAAAGCUCUGUCGCAAUAGAUGUCAGCAGCAAAAGUGUUGAAGGAAGUAUGGAUUCCGAUGAUGAACUCCUUCAGUGAUAAUUGUACAAAUUCUUCAAAUGGAAGAUCUCAAGUUUUCUUCAAGGGUACAAUUGUGAAUUUUUUAACACUUGAUAACCAGUAGUAUAUACUGUGUUUUGUGUGCAAUGUAAUUACAAAUUGACAUUUUACAGUUCUAUGAAAUUUCAUGUUCCUCUGUAUAUUUAUUUUGUUUUAAGUUGUUUAUUAAGUAUUUUAUUUUGCUUUACCUUCAAAAAUAUUUUUUGUCUCAUAUUUUAUAUAAAAUAGUUUUAUAUGAACAAAACUUUGAAAUUUUUUAACAAGUUAUUGAAUUCCCAAAAAUGCAAUAACUACCUACAUAUUUGUGCCAUAUUAUAUGAGCGAAUUUAUUUUACUGUUGACUAAAGUAAGAUUAAAUUGUGUAAAUGAUAAAGGCUAUUGAUUAUUUAUGGUUUACAUUUAUUCUAGUCUUCCAUAAAACUUCCUAAAUGAUAUUAAUUAUUUAAACUAAAAAUUAAGAAAUUAAUAUUUUA
Molecule: messenger RNA, 1158 nt
Organism: Uloborus diversus
Lineage: Eukaryota; Metazoa; Arthropoda; Arachnida; Araneae; Uloboridae
Exons: 7
Coding region: 59-664 (201 amino acids)
Source: RefSeq, a predicted model, not a curated record